Messenger RNA from Coregonus clupeaformis (lake whitefish), 2571 nucleotides. Its product is annotated as protocadherin alpha-3-like. The record is from RefSeq and is a predicted model, not a curated record. Gene Ontology annotation, molecular function: calcium ion binding. Gene Ontology annotation, cellular component: plasma membrane. Gene Ontology annotation, biological process: homophilic cell-cell adhesion. The transcript is spliced from 2 exons. The coding region runs from base 151 to 2571 and encodes 806 amino acids. NCBI's taxonomy places the organism in Eukaryota, Metazoa, Chordata, Actinopteri, Salmoniformes, Salmonidae.
ACGAGAGAACGAAUAGUCGGAAGCUAGAUCAGUCUGUUUAUACCUUCUACAAUUGCAUCCGGAUUUGAGAAAUACCUUCUUUAAAAUCUUGAUUUUUUUAACGUAAUUCCAUCUCUUUGGAUCUAUAGGCGGCUCACGUUCGAUGGAAUUAUGUCUUUACCGAAUAGAAGGAGCUCUAUUGUGACGUAUUCGGUGCUUGUGCUGCUGGAGUGUUACUGGGAAGCGGUGUCCGGGCAGCUCUCCUACUCCGUCUCAGAGGAAGUAAACCUGGGGACUUCUGUGGGAAAUAUCGCUAAGGAUCUAAACCUCAAUGUCCAGGAUUUGGAGUUGCGUAUGUUUCAGAUUGUCACCGGGUCCAAGAGAAAGUAUUUCGAGGUGAAUCCAAAGACUGGUGUUCUGUAUGUGAAUGAGAGAAUAGACAGAGAGGAGCUCUGUGUGAAGGCUCCGAAAUGUACAGUCAGUGUAGAGGCCGUUAUAAACAAUCCAUUGAAGCUUUACCGUCUAGAAAUCACUAUUUUAGAUGUUAAUGAUAAUGCUCCGUCGUUUAUUGAAAAAUCACAAACUAUCAAUAUAGCAGAGAGUACAUUACCUGGCUUGAGAUUCGCCCUAGCAGAGGCAAAUGAUGCGGAUGUGGGUAAGAAUACAGUUAGUACAUACAAGCUUAGCCCUAAUGAGUACUUCACUCUUGAUAUACACAAAGGAGGAGAAAGUGUGUCUGCUGAGUUAGUGCUGCAGAAAGCUUUAGACCGAGAGAAACAGUCUGUUAUAAAGCUCACACUGACCGCCAUUGAUGGUGGCAACCCACCGAGGUCGGGCACAUCAGAGAUUGUAGUAAAUGUUUUGGACAUAAAUGAUAAUGCUCCGGUUUUUAGUAUCUCAUUGUAUAAGACUCGACUUUUCGAGAACGUGCCCAUAGGGACAACAGUAAUCACUCUGAAUGCUUCUGAUGUCGAUGAAGGCAUAAACAGUGAAAUAGUGUACUCGCUCAGAAGUAAAGGCCAAGAUCAUAUAUUAGAUAGAUUUCAAAUCGAUUCUAAAACGGGAACUAUUACAGUUAAAGGUCAUAUUGAUUUCGAAGAAAGUCCUGCCUUUGAGAUCCGUGCAGAAGCAAGUGACAGAGGCCAGCCCCCGAUGGCAGCUCACUGUAAAGUGUUGGUAGAAGUGGUGGAUCUCAACGACAAUGACCCCGAGCUCACUGUGACGUCACUGUUAGAUACAGUGAAGGAGGAGGCUAAGAUGGGCACUGCCAUCGCUCUCGUGUCAGUCCUCGAUAGAGAUGGUGGCAAAAAUGGAAGAGUGAAGUGUAAAAUUGCUAAUGAUAUCCCUUUUAAAUUGGAAACAAACUAUAACAACUAUUAUUCUUUAGUGGUUGAUGGGCCUCUGGACAGAGAGAGCGCUUCUCAGUAUAAUGUCACCAUCACAGCUACAGAUGAAGGGACCCCGCCUCUCUCCAGCACCAGCGUUAUUACUGUACACGUUUCUGAUGUGAAUGACAACGCACCUCGCUUCUCAGAACCCGUGAUUAAUGUUUAUGUGAAAGAGAACAGUCCGGUAGGAGACGUCAUUUAUACGAUGUCUGCUUUUGAUCCAGAUUCAGAUGAAAAUGCAAAGAUUACGUAUUCGUUAUUAGAUACACGUGUUUUCAUAUCAUCAUCUGUAAAUAUAAACUCCCAUACUGGAGAUAUAGUCAGCCUGCAGUCUUUUAACUAUGAGGAGAUCAAAACUUUACAGUUUAAAGUUCAGGCCACAGACUCUGGUGUUCCUCCUCUCAGCAGCAACGUGACUGUGAACGUUUUUAUCCUGGAUGAGAAUGACAACAGUCCUGGGAUUCUCGCGCCCUAUUCUGAACACGGCUCCGUUAACACUGAGAACAUUCCCUAUUCUGCUGAAGCGGGCUACUUUGUGGCCAAGAUCAGGGCUGUAGAUGCCGACUCUGGCUACAAUGCGCUGCUUUCUUAUCACAUCUCUGAGCCCAAGGGAACCAACCUCUUCCGAAUCGGAACCAGCAGCGGGGAACUAAGGACCAAGAGGCGAAUGAGUGACAAUGACCUGAAAACUCACCCAUUGGUCGUGUUGGUUUCUGAUAACGGAGAACCCUCACUGUCAGCGACUGUGUCUAUUGAUGUAGUGGUGAUUGAAAGUACAGGUGAAAUCCAGACUCAAUUCAGAAAUGUGCCGAGAAAGGAGGAUAACUUCUCUGAUUUAAAUCAAUAUUUGUUGAUCGCCAUUGCCACGGUGUCAGUGAUAUUUUUACUGAGCCUCAUCAGUUUAAUAGCUGUAAAAUGCCACGGGACAGACGACAGUUUGAUCACCACACACCCUGACGGAAGCUGGUCUUACGCCAAAUCUACUCAGCAGUAUGACGUGUGUUUCAGUUCAGACACACUGAAGAGUGACGUAGUGGUUUUCCCCGCUCCGUAUCCACCUGCAGAUGCAGAACUGAUCAGUAUUAAUGGAAAUGACACGUUUAACAGGAAUCAAACAUUACCCAACAAAGAGAAGAGAAACUUGGACGCGCUGUCUAUGGUGCUGAAACGCUUCACCCUCUUUUGCCGGUUGUCGGAACUAUAA